Coregonus clupeaformis (lake whitefish) is the source of this 5138-nucleotide messenger RNA. RefSeq names its product EBF transcription factor 3a (gene ebf3a). The transcript is spliced from 16 exons. Lineage: Eukaryota; Metazoa; Chordata; Actinopteri; Salmoniformes; Salmonidae. The record is from RefSeq and is a predicted model, not a curated record. Gene Ontology annotation, biological process: regulation of transcription by RNA polymerase II. Gene Ontology annotation, molecular function: DNA-binding transcription factor activity, RNA polymerase II-specific; RNA polymerase II cis-regulatory region sequence-specific DNA binding. The coding region runs from base 609 to 2390 and encodes 593 amino acids.
AGUUUUGGCUCCCGGGAAAGGUUCCACUCCUCCGGGAUAGAGGGUUGAGUUUUGUAUGCUUCCAUCCAUUCUGCAAGACGCUAAAGGCCCCUCAUCAACCUCUCCUGUGUCCAGGAACACCUCCAUAGUAAUCAUUUCGUUUAUUUGUCUUUUUGGAGCUGGAGCGCCUUGCCAGAAGUGGUCGAUUCAGCUGAAGCUUGUUUGAUGCUUGUUGUAUGAUGACUCCAGUUUGAGGAGCCAUCACCAAAACAAAAAAAGUUUUCUUCAAACGCAUUUCGAAUAAAAACUUGAAUAAAACAGAAGCAACUACAACCAUAUCCUGCUAUUUGAACGACUUCUUCAACGACUAGGAUCAGGUUCCAACCAGCUGCGGAGAUAGGCUACUGUAACCCACUCUGUAAAUUGUUCAUGUCGUGCCAACACAGGACGGGCUCAAGGAGAAAGGACUUGUGAACUCAACUGGGACUUUUCUUUCGUUCUACACGUUAAUCUACAACAAACUAUUUUACUGUUAUUUUGUCAACCGCCAAGAAGGAAAGAUUGCUCUUCAACAACUACCUUCCUAUUAUUCUCAUUUGGCUGGAGCGGGUUUGUACGAAACUGUUUUAAUGUUUGGAAUUCAGGACAAUAUAGGCUUACCUAGAGGAGGGACGACUAUGAAAGAGGAACCGCUGGGCAGCGGGAUGAACUCGGUCCGCUCGUGGAUGCACACAUCUGGCGUAGUGGAUGCGAACACUGCCGCCCAAAGCGGUGUGGGUUUGGCUCGGGCACACUACGAGAAGCAACCACCGUCCAAUCUCAGAAAAUCCAACUUUUUCCACUUCGUUCUUGCGCUGUAUGACAGGCAAGGGCAGCCCGUGGAGAUCGAACGGACAGCUUAUGUGGACUUUGUGGAGAAGGACAAAGAACCAAACAGUGAAAAAACUAACAAUGGGAUACAUUACAAACUACAGUUAUUGUACAGCAACGGUGUCAGAACAGAGCAGGAUCUUUUCGUACGAUUAAUCGAUUCCAUGACAAAACAGGCUAUUAUCUAUGAAGGUCAAGACAAAAACCCAGAGAUGUGCCGAGUUCUUCUCACACACGAAAUCAUGUGCAGUCGGUGUUGUGACAAGAAGAGUUGUGGCAACAGGAACGAGACUCCUUCAGACCCCGUUAUCAUCGACAGAUUCUUCUUGAAAUUCUUCCUCAAGUGCAAUCAGAACUGCUUGAAGAAUGCAGGAAACCCACGAGACAUGCGCAGAUUCCAGGUUGUUGUAUCAACAACGGUCAACGUGGACGGUCACGUCCUGGCUGUCUCGGACAACAUGUUUGUCCACAACAACUCCAAGCACGGCAGAAGGGCUCGACGUCUAGACCCUUCUGAAGCAGCCACCCCUUGCAUCAAAGCCAUCAGCCCCAGUGAAGGAUGGACCACGGGAGGAGCCACAGUCAUCAUCAUAGGAGACAACUUCUUCGAUGGCCUCCAAGUCGUGUUCGGGACGAUGCUUGUGUGGAGUGAGCUGAUUACACCCCAUGCCAUCAGAGUGCAGACCCCACCCAGGCACAUCCCAGGAGUCGUGGAAGUCACCCUCUCCUACAAGUCCAAGCAGUUCUGCAAAGGGGCUCCCGGACGAUUUGUCUACACUGCUUUGAACGAGCCGACCAUCGACUACGGCUUCCAGAGGCUACAGAAGGUUAUUCCCAGACAUCCAGGAGAUCCAGAGAGGUUACCGAAGGAGGUGUUGCUGAAGAGAGCAGCUGACCUUGUGGAGGCUCUGUAUGGAAUGCCCCACAACAACCAGGAGAUCAUCUUGAAGCGAGCGGCCGACAUCGCGGAGGCCCUGUACAGCGUCCCACGUAACCACAACCAGAUCCCUUCACUGGGCAACACGGCGUCGCACGGCGGCAUGAUGGGGGUCAACUCGUUCGGCAGCCAGCUCGCCGUCAACGUCUCAGAAACAUCACAGGGUAAUGACCAGGUAGGAUACAGCCGUCAAACCAGCAGUGUGUCCCCUCGAGGCUACGUCCCCAGCAGCACCCCACAACAGGCCAACUACAACACCGUUAGCAACAGCAUGAACGGCUACGGCAACCCCAUGUCCAAUCUGGGAGUGCCCAGCUCACCUGGCUUCCUCAACGGCUCCUCUGCCAACUCACCCUACGGCAGUAAGUAUCAAGUAGUGCCUUCAAGCCCUACCAUGGCAGCCUCUUCGGUCAGCCUCUCUUCAAACUGUAGCAGUACACACGGCAUUUUCUCAUUCUCACCUGCCAAUGUCAUCUCUGCAGUGAAGCAAAAGAGCGCCUUUGCCCCUGUUGUAAGGCCUCAAGCUUCUCCACCACCUUCUUGCACCAGUGCAAAUGGCAAUGGACUUCAAGCGAUGUCUGGCCUCGUUGUCCCACCCAUGUGAACUUCCUCUUCUUCUCCGAGCACCAGUCAUCAUAAACGGACUGCAGGGGACUUGUUCAGUACCUUUAGAAGAUUCUGGUUGGAUCUGUGUCAUCAAUCAUGAAUAAAAUCAACAACUUUAUUCUGUUAUUCAGAGAAAAAAAGACUUUGUUUCAAAGAUUUUAUUCAAACAAUUAUGAAUUGUGACAUGCAAGAAACGUUGUCCUUAACAAUUUAAUUUUACUGACUGAUUUCUUGUCAUAUUUUCACAUUUCUCAGUCUUGAAGAAAAAAAAGGAAGUAAAAAGCCUAUUUUGUAAUAAUGUGUCUGGUUUGAUCUUGGCUAUGUCUCGUUGUUGCUAUGUAUUGGGAGAAUCUUUGUGGAUGCGCAAUUUGAUGAACGACACUGAUCACAAUGCCUCAGAAUACGUUUCUCUUUACAUGAUGCACAACAGUUCAGCAUCUCUAUAAUGUGAAUUCAUUUUUUCCUUUCUCUUUUUAAUUUGUGGUAAGAGAAAAGGGGGCCCUAAGACAGUGUGAACCAUUACAACUGGAAAUAAUAUGAAAUAUAUGAUUUUAAAAAACAAACAUUAACAUGAAUAAGUAAAUAAGAAUAAUCUGAGGGGCUGGCAGAGGAGAUUUCAUCAUGCUUACUUACUUUAUCAAAAAAAAAGGAACUUUCUAACUUAUUCUAGGUAGAAAUUGUAAGUCAAUAUAUAUUUUUUUGGCCUUCAAAAAGCACACUAACAGAGAUGAAAAGCUACUGUCUGUUGGUAAAAAUAAACUACUUCCACUGCUGCAGCUUCCAGUUAAGCAAGUGUGAUCUGCAAGGUUUUUCAACUUUUUGCUAGCACUGUAUAAUAUUGCAUUCUUAGGCUAUUGUGAAGUCUAUGUUUCUUGUAUCAGAAAGGUGUCCUUUUACUUCUGUCUCCUUAUCCCCUAAUGUGUUUUGUAUGUGGUUAUACAAUUGUAGACUUUUGUGAUUUUGCCAAAGUUGUAGCUAAAUAUUUAUACACUUGUCUUGAAUUUUUUCCAGAUCCACUUAAAUAUUUAGUACAGAGUUUUAUUCCUUAUUAAAAAAAACAGUAAGGGGUAAAUAAUCGUAUACAUUGCAACACUUUCACAUAAACACUUGCGGUCGCUAAGGGAAUUUUUGUAACAUAUCAAUUAUAAAUAUUGUAUUUAUCUUCGGAAAUUUGUAAAUUGCUUUCAAUCAUUUUAAUUUGAUCUUGUACGUAUUGUUUGUCAUGGCCAGAUAUUGUGAUGCAGCACAGAGCAUAAAGCCAAUAACUAUUACCUACAUUCACUUUGUUUGUAUCGAUAGAUUGCAAUGUCUAAACAUGUCAUUUGUAUCUCAAAUUGACAUUUACUUAGUCAAAAUAAUUCAUUUUGUUGGUCAUUAUUUUGUUAUUUUGAGAAAAACUGUCAAAGUUCAUUGUUUAUUUUUGUAUUAAUAUAAGUUAUAUAAAACAAAAUACUUUUUUUUUUUUUUAUAAAACUGUUUGUUGUAUAGUCCAAUAACUUGUUUGUGACACCUGGCUGUAGUAAUAAUAGUAGAAAACGUGCAUGUCCAGCCGCCCGCCCCCCGGGGUAUGAUUCAAUUUGUGGUUGUACAUUAUGUUUUCGUAGAAUGUAAAAAGUCAUUUUUACCUGCUACCCCAUAUCACUUAGCUGAACUGUCUUAAACAGGGAACAAAAACACACAUAAAAAACCAUCUAAUCUGGAAUAGAAACUACAUGUUAAGAAACACCAAUCAUUACUCCACGGAGAGGAUCUAUGGUGUAAAAAGCACAAACAUUUUUUUACUAAAAAUAAAAAAGAAGUAUUGUGACCCCUUCAUAUUUAGACUAUUUUGUGUUUACAUUUUUUUGUUAGUACUUGGCUUAACAUUAACUCCCCCAAAUCAGUGUGAAAAUCUAAAGAGAUGUUGAAGAGAUUUUAGACAUUUAGUAUCACAAGACAGGAUGCUCUGUAUUGAACAUGGCAUUUUGUAAUAAUUCCAUCAAAUACUGUAGCAUCAAACUGUAGCUGAAUUCAGUCGUCCUUCUUCUUCUUCUUCUUCUUCUUCUUCUUCUUCUUCUUCUUCUUCUUCUUCUUCUUCUUCUUCUUCUUCUUCUUCUUCUUCUUCUUCUUCUUCUUCUUCUUCUUCCCCCACCACACUAUUGAUUUCCCUGGUUGUGCCAAAUCAACCCACGAGACACACAUUUCUAUCAAGAUGUUUUCUUUUCAUCUUUUACUUUGCACUUAACACUUUGUAAAACAUCUCCUAUUGUAAUGUUAAGUAGCAGCAGGACUGUUUUUUUUUGUUUGUUUGUUUUUUUUACCAAAAAGGGAUGUUCCCUCUCGGCAAACUGCACACAAGUUUUUUCUUUUCCAUGAGGAAGCACGAUGUACGGCAGCUGUACAAAUAAAUAAAUAAGUGAUGAAUGUGCAAUGUAUUAGCUUUGUGAUAGCGCAACAAAGCUAAGUGGGGAAGGCUGAGAAGUCACCUUGAACGAGACACUCAAGGUUACAUGAAGAACAUUUGGGAAUUUGAUCUUUUCUGCAAUUAGUUUUUUUUUUUUUGUGUGUGUGUUUUUUUCUUCUGCUAAUUAGACCAUGCACUCAUUGCUGUGUUGCCUUCAGUCUGAGGAUCUCACUAAAUGGUCAGCUAUUCAUUUCGUUUAAUGUGUAAAUUUUUUGUGUUUGCUUUAGUCCACAUUUUUACAAAUAACUGUAUAAAGAUGUUCAUUUUACACAAUAUUUAAUAAAAGUAUUUCUUGUCUGUGAA